UUUUAUUCUCGACAAUUCCUCUUUAGAUUUUCUCUCUCUAGACUGAAAUUUAUUCAGCCGACCUUCGCUCUUUCGUUCAUCUCUCCACCUUUUUUUUACCUCUUCUCUACCUCCGUUGAGAGAGAGAGAGAGAGGAAAAAAAGAAGAGAGAAAGAGGGAAGUGCAGCACCAAAUCCUCUGUUUACUGUUUUCGUAUUCAAACACCAAUAGAUACACUGUUUACUGUAUCUUUACGCCUCGAGAAAUGCAAUAGACUGCAAUUGUUCCUUUCUUCUUCACCAUUCUUCUUCGCGCAUGCAUUUUACACCGCAGAUAUAACAGUGUAUUGUUGAAACCCAGUGGAUUGAAAUAUAACGAUGUUGAACCUCAAUCUAGCUAUUGAUCCUUCGUCGCCGACCGCCGAUCGAGCCGAAACAGCGUCGGAUAGGCACUUCGCGCUGUCCGGCGAUCAGAUGGAAUAUUCCGGUAGCUCUAGCUCCUCUGUUGUUAAUGUGGAGACUUCGAGCACCGCCGGCGAUGAGAACUCGUUCUCGGAUCACUUCGUCGGUUUCAAUAUAUGGAAGAGCAACGGCGACUGUGAAGAGAGCGAGAAAUCGAGCUGCGGUUACGUGACGAAGGAGUUUUUUCCGGCGAGUGGCGGGGAGGGGCGGAUGCAGUGCUUGGAUCUCUCCGAGAACCACCAUGAGCUGACGGAGCAGAGGAUUAUCUCUCAGGAGCAGCAGCAACAGAAGCGGCAGCUAGUAAAGAAGAGUCGCCGGGGACCGAGGUCGCGCAGCUCUCAGUAUCGCGGUGUCACAUUCUAUCGCCGCACCGGACGUUGGGAAUCUCACAUUUGGGACUGUGGUAAACAAGUUUAUUUAGGCGGAUUUGACACUGCACAUGCUGCAGCUCGGGCGUACGACCGUGCUGCAAUUAAGUUUCGUGGACUGGAUGCAGACAUCAAUUUUAAUGUCAGUGAUUAUGAUGAAGAUCUUAAGCAGAUGAGGAACUUAACAAAGGAAGAAUUUGUGCACAUACUCCGCCGCCAGAGCACCGGAUUCUCUAGGGGAAGUUCAAAGUAUAGGGGAGUGACGUUGCACAAAUGUGGACGAUGGGAAGCUCGGAUGGGGCAGUUUCUUGGCAAGAAGUAUAUCUAUCUUGGAUUGUUUGACAGUGAGAUAGAAGCUGCAAGGGCAUAUGACAAGGCUGCUAUCAAGUGCAACGGAAGAGAAGCAGUCACCAACUUUGAGCCGAUCACAUAUGAAGAGGAGUUGAGCUCAGAGGCACCCGUUGGAGCUGGUGAUCAACACAAUCUAGAUCUAAAUUUGAGUAUUGCUCCUCCUGAAAAAUCCCAAUGGCAAAUUCAUAAUAUGGAGAUGGAGAGCUUUCAUAUCAACUAUGGCUCAAACAAUCUGCCUGAAAGCGAACUAAAGGGCUCUGCUUCAGCCUCUGCUGCAGCUCAAUUGCCCCAUGAACCUGGAAAUAUAUGUCAAUACCCUCUCAUGUGGAGGGGAGCCGAUUCCUGUUUUCGUCCCGUUUAUAAGGGAACAACAAUAGGGAAGGUUGUUGAAGUUGAUCCUUCAGCAAAUUGGACAAGGGAUCAUUAUCAGCCCUCACCGCUCUUCUCUACUGCAGCAUCAUCAGGAUUCGCUACUUCAUCAGCCGCCAUCCAUCAUCAGUUGCCUUUCACCACAACGCCCCCACACCAUUAUCUCCCACCCGUCGCCACUUUGAACAACAGAUCCAAUUUCUAUUGGACGUGAUUGGUGUGCAACAGGAAGAAACUCAGGCCAUCAUCAAAAUCGGAGGAUGGUCAGUAAGCACAAAUUGUGUAGGGUUCUUUCUAACUGAGACAACUUCUUUCCACGGUUUCUCAUUACACUGCUUUGAUAUUUGAUUAUCUUAAUUGUGAAUUUGUGCUACUUGUACUUGCUUUCCAUUUCGAUUUCGACCUCAAUGCGAGCUCUGCAGAUGUGUUUAUGAAACUGUGAUUAACAUGAAACUGAGCUUUGCUUAUUAUAAUC
Salvia miltiorrhiza (redroot sage) is the source of this 2003-nucleotide messenger RNA. Its product is annotated as AP2-like ethylene-responsive transcription factor TOE3. Gene Ontology annotation, biological process: regulation of DNA-templated transcription. Lineage: Eukaryota; Viridiplantae; Streptophyta; Magnoliopsida; Lamiales; Lamiaceae. The record is from RefSeq and is a predicted model, not a curated record. The transcript is spliced from 10 exons. Gene Ontology annotation, molecular function: DNA binding; DNA-binding transcription factor activity. Bases 357 to 1742 code for a protein of 461 amino acids.